AUGGAUACAUCAAGCUCUCAAUCGUACUUUCAGCCGAUAAUAGAGCCUCCGGGCAGUAGAUUGUUCCGUUUCUUUCCAUCUCAAAAUCCAUCAGAUGCUAACUGGGAUUAUCCAGCGCCUCAGAACCCUGAUAUUUCUUUUCCUUCACAAGAUUAUUCUGAGUGGUCACUAAGUACUAACAACCGUGGUGCAAACUACACUCUGGGUGACACUUCCAGUAUGAAAGACGAGGAGGAGAUCUGGUCGUUAUCCCAGUUCUCACUUGAAAAUAAGAAGCCGGUCACCGAUAAUAGCAUUGAAGAGAUUGGCAGAAACAACGUCACACCAAGCAUAGAACCCAUCAUGCAGAGUGAAAAAUCGAAUGCAACGUCUGGUAGGUCAAUGCAAAAGGAAAACCUCCGAAGAAGUUCCAGGAUCCGCAAAGUCGUCAAUUGUAGAGAUGCUUCCAGAAGAAAACCAAAGAACUCAAUUCGAUCAAAGCAUGGUUGUUGGACUUGUCGUCUACGAAGAAAAAAAUGCCCCGAGGAUGGCAAUCAAUGCUCAGCUUGCUUGAGGCUUGGAAUUGAAUGUGAUAGUUCCCUUCAAUCGAAACCAGAAUACCUGAUUUGCAAGGCCGCUGGCAGGGAAAAAAUGCGCCAAAUAAAAAAGAUAACGAGAAGCAAAAAACAAUCAUGA
Molecule: messenger RNA, 675 nt
Organism: Komagataella phaffii GS115
Lineage: Eukaryota; Fungi; Ascomycota; Pichiomycetes; Pichiales; Pichiaceae
Exons: 1
Coding region: 1-675 (224 amino acids)
Biological process (GO): regulation of DNA-templated transcription
Molecular function (GO): DNA-binding transcription factor activity, RNA polymerase II-specific; zinc ion binding
Source: RefSeq, a predicted model, not a curated record